Molecule: messenger RNA, 934 nt
Organism: Solanum dulcamara
Lineage: Eukaryota; Viridiplantae; Streptophyta; Magnoliopsida; Solanales; Solanaceae
Product: RING-H2 finger protein ATL78-like
Exons: 1
Coding region: 38-730 (230 amino acids)
Biological process (GO): protein ubiquitination
Molecular function (GO): transferase activity
Source: RefSeq, a predicted model, not a curated record
UCAAUAAUUCAUCCAACAAACAAAGAAAACUCUCUACAUGGCUACUACUACAACUCUAUUAAUUCAAGAAAUCAUGGAGAACUUCCACUACUCAAGAAGAUUACUCCCGGAGGCGGCCACCAUGGCGCCGCCUCCGGCAGCAGCCAGAAUCAGCCACGAUACAAUUGAUCAUCCACCACUUGGUCACAGAGUCAACACAAUUGAUGCAAAUGUUAUUAUGGUCUUGGCAGUACUUGUAUGUGCCUUAAUUUGUUCACUUGUCUUGAAUUCCAUCAUAAAAUGUGCAUUCAAGUGUUCUAGCCUAAUAUUGGCUGACCCAUCCUCAAACCAUACAAAUAACAACAACUCUUCUUCAAUAAAAUUAGCCAAUAGAGGGAUUAAGAAAAAAGCGCUCAAGACAUUUCCAGUUAUAACAUACACAACUGAAUUGAAACAUUCAGGAAUCGAUUCUGAAUGUGUCAUUUGUCUAUCAGAGUUCGGAGUUGGAGACAAAAUUAAGAUUCUACCAAAGUGCAACCAUGGAUUCCACGUUCGAUGUAUCGAUAAAUGGCUCAAUUCACACUCUUCUUGUCCUACUUGUAGGCACUGCCUUAUUGAGACUUGUGAAAAAAUUGUUAAUGGUGGCAAUUCUUCUAGUAAUAAUACUUCAUCAUCAUCAUCAGAGACAGCAGUACGAGAAGUUAUAGUAAGCAUUGAAUCUCUCCAACGUGAAGGUGUGAUAGCCAAUUAAUUAACUAUCAAAAUUUCGUAGAAGAAAAAUAGUAGUAGUAUAUAUAGACCUUAGUUUUUUUUUUUUUGAGAUUGGUACGUAUAGUGUAUCACAAAUACUAAAUUAGAUUAGAAGCAUAGUGAGCUAGCAUGAGGCAGAAAAUGCCAUUAAUUGUAGUUUUCCAAUGAUUCAUUAGUCUUGCAAGUGUAUAUACAAAUUAAUGUU